Messenger RNA from Vicia villosa (hairy vetch), 1919 nucleotides. RefSeq names its product probable pectinesterase/pectinesterase inhibitor 36. Gene Ontology annotation, biological process: cell wall modification. Lineage: Eukaryota; Viridiplantae; Streptophyta; Magnoliopsida; Fabales; Fabaceae. The coding region runs from base 43 to 1518 and encodes 491 amino acids. The transcript is spliced from 3 exons. Gene Ontology annotation, molecular function: pectinesterase inhibitor activity; pectinesterase activity. The record is from RefSeq and is a predicted model, not a curated record.
CAUCACUCAUCAAACUUCUCAAAUAUAAACAAACAAUAAAAAAUGACAACCUAUGCCACCGUUUUGUUUCUCCUCUUUGUCAUGUUCAUAACCACUUCCUUUUGUCUCCAAGAAAUGGAGAUUCUCCAAAUGGCCAAAACACAAGUUUCACAAGCCAUGAAUUGGGUUGAUAACUCUUUGAAGUUGCAUGGCUUGGAGAGUGUGAGUAUGGUCUCAUCAUUGAAUCAAACAAGUGGUUUGGGUUUGAGAGAUUGUGCUAAACUUUAUGAGGAGAGUGAGUUUAGACUUAGGGAUAUGAUGGUUGGAAGAAGGGGUUAUAGUAGAGAUGAUGCUCUUAUUUGGGUGAGUGCUUUGAUGACAAAUCAUAGGACUUGUUUGGAUGGGUUGAAGGAAAAAGGGUAUGUUGGAGAUAAUCAUGUUUUGGGUAGAAACUUGACAAGUUUGCUUGGCCAAAUGCUUGUUUUGUAUUCAAAUAACAAAGUCAAAGGCAAAGAGCAAUCUCAAAGAAUUACAAUAUUAGAAGAAAACAAUGGACUUUUAGAAUCAUGGAGUGUUGCAAACCAUGAAGCAGAUUUCACAGUGGCACAAGAUGGUUCUGGAAAUUAUAGAACAAUAAAAGAAGCAGUGGAUGCACUUGCUUCAAGGGGGCAUAGUCGUCCUUCAAGAGUUGUUAUACAUGUGAAAGCAGGAGUGUACCAUGAAAAAGUUGAGAUUGGAAGUAAGUUGCAUAAUGUUAUGUUUGUUGGAGAUGGAAUUGACAAAACUGUUGUCACUGGAAAUAGGAAUUUUAAGAGUGGUUCCAGCACUCUUAACUCUGCCACAUUUGAUGUAUCAGGGGAUGGAUUUUGGGCACGAGACAUGACAUUUGAGAACACAGCCGGACCACAAAACCACCAAGCAGUAGCCCUGAAGGUAAGUUCAGACUUAUCAGUCUUCUACAGAUGCAGCUUCAAAGCCUAUCAAGACACACUCUACCUAUUCUCGAAUCGACAAUUCUACCGCGACUGUCACAUCUACGGCACAAUCGACUUCAUAUUCGGGGACGCGGCCGCCGUACUCCAAAACUGCGACAUUGUCGUCCGAAAACCAAUGAGUUACCAAUCAAACUUCAUCACAGCUCAAGGACGCGACAAUCCCAACGAACCGACCGGAUUUUCGAUACAAAACUGUCGGGUUAGGCCGGAUUCGGAGUUUGCUACGGUGAAGGGUUCUGUGGAGACUUAUUUAGGUAGGCCUUGGAAGAAGUAUUCAAGGACAGUGUUUAUGAAAAGUGAUUUGGAUGGUUUGGUUCAUCCUAAAGGGUGGGGUGAAUGGGAGGGGAGUUUCGCGAUUUCGACUUUGUUUUAUGGGGAGUAUAUGAAUACUGGAAAUGGUGCUGCUACUGGAAAUAGGGUUAGUUGGCCUGGUUUUCAUGUGUUGAAGAGUGUUGAGGAAGCUUCUCCUUUUACAGUUAGUAGGUUUUUGCAAGGUGGGAAUUGGAUUUCAGCUUCUGGGGUGCCAUUUGAUUCUGGAAUUUGAAUUGGGAAAAGAACUUAUGUAUUAAUAAUAAUAUGCUAUAUAGGAGUUAGUUUAAUAAUGUGAAUGUUAGUUUCAAAUCUUCAUUUUAUGAUUAAAUGGAUUCGUGCGAAAGCCAUUAUAUUCUCACUAAAAAACCCGGGAAGUCUGAUGCUGGUAAAAGACAAGCAUUUCCUAGGUUGAAAUGUAAAAUAAGUGAUCAACACAAGAAGCUAUAUGAAAGUUGACGCGUGAUGAGGUAAAGUAAGGAUUAUCAAACUUUCAAAUCAGAGUAAAUUUAAGAAUUUUGAUUUAUACCACACCAACAAACAAUAUUUAAGUUGAUCGACAUCAACUUUUGCUGAUUAUUGUGUCAAAAAUGUUUGGAGUCUUUGAAGUUCUGCAUAAAAUUCCUAUUUUAGAAA